This is a messenger RNA of Linum trigynum, 711 nucleotides long. The record is from the annotation of a GenBank genome assembly. Lineage: Eukaryota; Viridiplantae; Streptophyta; Magnoliopsida; Malpighiales; Linaceae.
AUGAAAUACAAGGAAGGCAAAUCCUUGGCGGAUCACUUGAACGAAAUUCAAGGAAUCAUGGAUCAGUUGUCCGAUAUGGGCAUAAAGAUGGAAGAUGAGGAUGAAAGGUCAAAGUUGGAUUCAAAGACGCGACCGUGCGUAUUCAUUGGCUAUGGUCAAAAUGAGUUUGGCUAUAGAUUCUUUGAUCCCAUCCAGAAGAAGCUUAUCAGAAGCCGUGAUGUUGUGUUCAUCGAGAAUGAGACCAUCGAAGAUGUUGUUGCUAGGAAAGAAGUUCCUAGUACUGAUGCUAGCCAGCCAAACCUUGAGCUAGUGCCUCCAACACCAGUGCCUACAGAAGUUGGAGAAGAAGUACAACAUGAUCAUCCUGAGAUAGUUGAACCAGAUGCCCAUGUGGAGGUUCAACCAGAAGAUGCUGAUGACGAUGGUCAACCACCAGCCAUAGAAGGUUCUCCUGUUCGAACAACAAGAUCUGGUAGAAGUUCACGACCGUCUACCAGAUAUCUCGAGACUGAAUACGUCUCACUUACUGACGGCGGAGAACCAGAGAGCUUCAUAGAAGCUAUGAAUGACGAACACAAGCAGAAGUGGACAGAAGCUAUGAAAGACGAGAUGGAUUCCUUGUAUGAGAACAACACAUUUGAGCUGACUCUUCCAAGAGAAAAGUUUAAGUUCUGUCGAUCAGCUGCAGGGAUGACGAAGUCGCACAUGUAG